Molecule: messenger RNA, 728 nt
Organism: Neltuma alba
Lineage: Eukaryota; Viridiplantae; Streptophyta; Magnoliopsida; Fabales; Fabaceae
Product: hevamine-A-like
Exons: 2
Coding region: 1-627 (208 amino acids)
Biological process (GO): carbohydrate metabolic process
Cellular component (GO): extracellular region
Molecular function (GO): chitinase activity
Source: RefSeq, a predicted model, not a curated record
AUGGACAGAAGCCUCAGAUCAACCUUGCUGGCCACUGUGAUCCCUCCAUCAAUGGGUAUCUGGUUUGAGCUUGACAUAAGUUCAUGUCAAGCCAAAGGCAUAAAUUUGAGUUUUGAUGCUGAAGUCAUGCUUCAUAUGCACAAGGGAAUGGGCAUGUGUGACUUGACUCCUUUGAGUGUUGUUAGAUACCUAAAAGACUAUAGCAAGAAGGGCAGGAAGGUGUACUUGACAGCAGCUCCACAGUGUCCAUACCCUGAUGCUUGGAUGGGAAAUGCCCUAAAGACAGGUCUUUUCGACUAUGUUUGGGUCCAAUUCUACAACACCAACCCACCAUGCCAAUAUGCCUCUGGCUCUAUCACCAAUCUUAAAAAUGCAUGGAAUCAAUGGACCUCAUCUGUUCCAGCCGACAAGAUCUUCUUGGGCCUACCAGCUUCAACUAACGCAGCAGGCAGUGGCUUCAUCCCUGCCUCUGAUCUCACCUCCAAAGUCCUUCCUGCCAUUAAAGGAUCUCCAAAAUAUGGUGGUGUUAUGCUCUGGUCUAGAUACUAUGAUCUUCAAACUGGAUAUAGUUCUUCUAUCAAGAAAUGUCUAGAAGUUGACCAAAGCUAUGUUAUCAUGCACUACUGAAGCAUCUCUCUGGUGGUGCUGUUAUGAAAUUGUGGGAGCAAUGAUGUAAUAGAUCAACAACGCAUAUAAAUAAACAAGAAUCUCGUCUUUUUUAUUUGAAA